AUGUCCGUCAACAUGCCGCACCUGCAUUCGCUCUUUGCGAGCCUGCUUGAUGGUGGCCAAGACGGUCCAGGCCCGCACACGAUCCUCCUGCUCUCGAUAACAGGCGCUGUAGUCAUUUCUGCGUCGACGAUGCCAGCUCAGACGCGCCAGAGGACCGUGAUCACAAUUGCAGCCGUCGCAGUCGAGACCUGGAACAGCAUGCUCGAGCUUCAGGAACUAGACAAGGAUCCAAAGAAGGAUAGUAUAGAGAAUGGGGAAGACAAGGCCAUAGGAGGUUGGGCGACGGUUGAGGCAAGUGAUUACCACUUUGGGAACGUGUUCGUGUGUUCAAUUCCACGACCUGACAAGACGGAACAGCCGCUGUUUCUGAUUGCAGUCAGUGGUGCCGAAGAGAUCGACUUGGACUUGUUAGAAGAGAGGGCCAAGAUGCUCGCAGAACACCUGUCGCCCAUCUUUGCGGGGUACACCGACCCUGCGUCGCCCACGUCCGCGAAACAUCGCCGGUGA
Serendipita indica DSM 11827 is the source of this 507-nucleotide messenger RNA. Lineage: Eukaryota; Fungi; Basidiomycota; Agaricomycetes; Sebacinales; Serendipitaceae. The record is from the annotation of a GenBank genome assembly.